AGAGAGAGAGAGAGAGAGAGAGAGAGAGAGAGAGAGAGAGAGAAGCUAGAGGAAGAGAAGUGAGUGUGGUCAUCUCAAUGGUCUCUGCUGUAACACUGAAUCUGAACGGAAUGGAGGGAUUAAACAGAGCGAUUUAAACCUUUUGGAGGAGAAGAAGAGGAAGAAGGAGUGACAAAAGAAGGAGUGUAUCAGGAUCGUGAGAGCAGCAGGAUUGAAAGGAGUCUAGGUGGUGGUGGUGUCCAUGGGUCCCGUCAUGCCCCCCAGUAAGAAGCCUGAGGUGUCUGGCAUCAGUGUAGCCAGCGCCAGCCUAUCCCACCUCUACCAGACCGGCUCGCUGUCCCGUGCCCUGCAGGAGGCUGAGGAACUCGACCUGGUCCUCCCCGUCCACCUGGCCCUCCCCUUGGCGCCCCUCCCCGGUGGGGCCGCCAAACCCGAGAAAGGCACCGCCACUCCGGGUAUGGAGGACGAAGAGUUGACCAACCUCAACUGGCUCCACGAGAGCAAGAACCUGCUCAACAGCUUCGGAGACCCCGUGCUGCGCAGCGUCAGCCCCGUGGGCGGCGAGGGGGGCGGGGGCGGUACCCGCGGCGACGGGGACCACGACGACACCCCACCGUCGCCGUCGAUGGUGGGUGGGGACCUUCCAUACGACGCCCAGCGUAACCCUAACUGUAAGCCGCCCUAUUCAUUCAGCUGUCUGAUUUUCAUGGCGAUUGAGGACGCUCCGUCCAAGAGGCUGCCCGUGAAGGAGAUAUACAACUGGAUCCUGGAACACUUCCCCUACUUCGCCAACGCUCCCACGGGCUGGAAGAACUCUGUCAGGCACAACCUGUCCCUCAAUAAGUGCUUCAAGAAGGUGGACAAGGACAGGAGCCAGAGCAUUGGAAAGGGGUCCUUGUGGUGUGUAGACCCUGAGUACAGGCAGAAUUUGAUUCAGGCGUUGAAGAAGACACCUUACCACCCUCACGCCCAGGUCUUCUCUACUCCCCCCACCUCUCCUCAGGCAUAUCAGAGCAUGUCCAGUCCUCCUAUAUGGCCAGGGAGUCCCUUCUUCCGAAAAAAUGGAGGAGUCCUCCUACAAGUCCCUCAGGGAGUGAUCCAGAAUGGAGCCAGGAUGAUGAGUCAGGGCCUUUACCCAGGAAUACGACCACUGCCCGUCAACCCCUUAGAGAGCAGGACAGCCACAGUCAGGUCUGUGCUGUCCGGAGGCUGUCGGAAGCAUAGCGUCAGCGAUCCCGCCUCCGACUCCCCAUUGGUCAGCAGCGACCCCAAGGAGGACCACACCUACAGCACCAACCAAUCGGACGACGGCAGCGACUACACCAGCGACUCCAGUCUCCGCAGCAAUGGCCCCGUCGCUCGGGACGUCGCCAACGAUUCAGACUUCGACAACGAGGAUGAUGAAGACGACAAGAGCAAGAUCCAGCUGGAGAUCAAGAAGGAAGAGCCGCGCGAUUGGCCCAUAGACACGAUAGACUCUGCCCCUUCCAGCCAGCAGCACAACAAGAAGUGGCAUCACUUCCUGAAAGCCAAGCAGCGGAUGGGUGUGGCUAGUGAUACGCUCCCGCUGAAAAAGCGGCGCACAGAAAAGCCGCCAGAGAGCGAUGACGAGGAGAUGAAGGAGGCGGCGGGUUCGCUGCUCCACCUGGCGGGCGUCCGCGCCUGCUUGAACAAUAUCACUAACAGAACCGCCAAGGGUCAGAAAGAGCAGAAAGAACCCACGAAAAACUGACCCCAUAGACUUGAGAGAGAAAGAGAGAAAGAGAGAGACUAAGCUGAGAGAGUGAAGAUUUUCAAAGAAAAAAAAAAGGAGAGAGAAAGAACGAAAAUACAAAACAUCACUUUUAAUAUAGAAAUGUAUGCUUUCUUUUUUUCAGGAUAUCAGGUGAAUUCUGAAUGAUUUGUGGCAAUAUAAAAAACAAUCACUUUGUUUUCCUGUAUUUAAAGUUACUGUUUAUAGGGUUGAUAUUAUUUUCUUUCUUUUUUCUUCUGUUUUUUUAAUUAUUUUUAAUUAUUUUGUAUUUGUUUAAAGGAGAUUAAAGCCAUAGAUGAACCUUUUUCUGAUAUUCAGCUAAGUUAGCAGGUUUCCGUUGGCUGAAAGUAAAGUGAGCGUGAGAAAAAAAUACAUUUUUGGAAAACUUCCCCAACGUGGAUUGGCUUGGAUGUAUGAAUAGGGGAUCACCUUGUUAAUGUCAAAACGUACCCAGUCUGCAGCUAUUGCCCUUUACAGUCUCAUCAGAUGCAGCUAACACUAUAACUACAUUUCCACAGGCUCAUACACUUGUUACUUUUGUGGAAUUUACAAGUAAAAAGUUAUUAUGAGGUGCUUAUCACUGACUAUUUUGUUUUUACAGUGAUAUACAUAAUUCAAAUGAAAUAAAGUUAGUAUUCAGGGUCAGAUCUUAACUUGAGCUGCAUUGAUGUCUAUGGGCUGCAUAUUUGAGUUAGGAUGCGACCAUAUACAUAAAUGGCACAAUAACCAAGCACAAAUCCACAUGCUAUACUGGCUAAAGCAAUGUUAUAUUAGUCAACUAUUCCACUGAAAUAACAUAGGCAUAUGCUGACAUGGAUAGAAGUGCCACAGAUAAACAUAGUUUGGCAAACUAUCCCCUGUGUUGGGCACCAAACUUUAGAAAACAAUGGAAUUCUAAUUUGCCUUGGAACUUCCGGUGUUAAAAUGGUGGCUUUAAAAAGAAUAAAACCCAGUUUGCCAAACUCUGUCUUGUCUGUGUGCAAGGAAGCUGCCACAGAAAAAAGGUUCCAUGAAAUUCUGGGAAGCUGUUAGCUUUAGUGACCAUUAGCCUAGCCAACCCCAUAGAAGAGACACUGGGUAGCCAGUUUAUGUGUGUCCUACCUUAGUGUGUCAGUGUUGGGACAGUGCCAAAGAGGAACUCUUGGUCAGCCCAGUAAUGACGGUAGCACUUCCUUAGCUAACUGUCCUUCUGUCCGCUAAUCACAUUUAGCCACCAGCGCUAGCUAGCGUGCCAAUGCGGAGGGGACAGUUAUGUUUUCACCUUAAUGGUUGACUGUAGAACUGUAGUGGGAUGAAAAACACUGAUACAAGUUAUAUGUAGGAAAGGCUUGGUUUUUCUGACAGGGUGUUCUCUAAAUGUAAACAAAUUUAGUUUGCUAAAAGCCAUAAGCUAAUAGUCUAGCUAGCUCUUAUUGGAGAGGGAAAUAACUGAAAAUAUGUCAAGAUAACCUCAAAACUGCCUGUGUCCUUCAACGUGAAUAAUUGAGUUAUAAUCCAGUGAUACGAUGUAGUGAUAUUUUCGCUGUGGCACAAACACCUGAAUACCUUGAUGGGUUGGAAAGGAAAUGAUGGUAUGGAACCUGCCAAUUAUAUUAUAUUUUGUGUGAGAAGAAUAAUGAUAUGACUGUGGAGUUGUUUAUUUUUGUGUUUUAAUUAUUUUUGUGUUUACUUACCCACCCUCAUGACGUAAUAAAGCAAUUUCAUCCAGUCAGGAUAACACUGUAUAAAAAGUAAAACUAGAUUUUGAUUUUUUUUUUAAGCAAUGUAGCCAGCAGGAUUUUUCCAACUCGUGUUGCAUGGGUUCUGUAAAGAAAAAGAGAAAAAUCUGUUUUCUAUUCAGACAAUGUUCAUGUUAGGUAAAUAAUGUAUUUAGCAUGAAGCAUGAAUUAUUUUCAUAUAAGUAUCCUAGCGAACAAAAAGGUUCUGCCUCGAAGUUCUGCGCCCAUAGGUGUGGAAUCCUUCUCUGUUGUUUUGUCUGGUUCUUUUUGAUUUGAUGAUUCGUUUCGUGUCGUCCUUACUCAUCUUUGUUUUAACGUGGGCUUUGAAAAGAUACAGUAAAAAAUCUUGUUCAGGGACAAAAAGCCGGUCUGUGGGGCAAAUCUCUUUCUGCAAUAUGAGGAUAACUCUCCACCCAUGGAUACAGGGCUAGAUGGCAACUCCCUUCAUCCAUAGUUGAUAAAACCAGAAUGUCACAUGCUAGAACUGACACAUUAAAAAAAAAGUUAUUGGCAUGAAGAUCAGUUAUUUGUGGAUUGAAAGCACCAAACUUUCAGCGUACCUCUGUCCUCUCCAGCAUGGCCGUAUAGUGACCACUGUGUCUGAUGGGUUCUCCCUGACGGCUGAAUGUUGGAGCCCAUGUGAUAGAAGAGAGGUUUUGUAGUGAGUGUCAGUCUUCUGUUCCCCAUACCCCUCCUUCUCUGGGCCUGUUCUUCCAUCACUUCUUUAUUUUCUAAGCUUUUAGACGUCUUUGAUAUUUCAGGGUCUUCCAUUUGUCAAUGACACAAGAUUUUAACUGAGUAAGCGUUUUUAUGUUGUUGUUGUUUUGGAUUUAUUUUAUGUCUCUCGCUGUGUUUUAGCAAUUUCUACUCCAGCAACUCUUCAGGUCUUGUUGUCAGUAUUAUUAGGCAGGCUACAAUAGACUUGUUGCACAUGAAAAUAACACAAAGUAAAUUACAUAGUACGAUGGCUAGAUAAAUACAAACUCUUUAGUGCAUAUUUUCACAUUAUCUCGCCAGAUUGCACUAAGAUAUUAAAAUAAAGAUAUUGUCUAAGUUCAGUGCCAAAGCCUGUAAUAAGUCCUUAUCUACCUGAAAUAGAUGACACACAUACUUGAUCUGUAUGUCAAGACAAAAAAUGACCAGUGAGCUGUAGCAUUUCUGUCAUAUACCCUUUCUACGUUAUGUCCUACUGAUUUUUGUUGAAACCCACUACAUUACUUGCUAUACAUUGCUCAUUGGGUUUAUUUUCAUUUUUAGUUGAAUAAAACACCCUAUAUCCAAUAGUGCACUACUCUUGACCACAGCUAUCCCAGAGCUAACUAACCCAAUGUGGCUCUGGUCAAAAGUAGUGCGCUAUAUGGAAAAUAAGGUAUAAUUUGAAACAGCCCUUAUUUGCCCUGGAUUAAGUUGAGGUGAUGAGCUUCUCUCUACUAGACUGCCUCGUGUGUCAAUGUAUCUUCAACUGAUAAAUAUAUUAUAUAUAUGAUUUAUUCCCAUUGUUUGUUACAUUAUCCUUUGAGGAAUACUGCCUUCCUUGGACGAUAACAGUCACUAGAUAACUCUUCCUCCAAUCACAAUCCUUCAGGUGCCACAAUGUUGGAGGAGGAAGACUUGUUCUCUGGAAAACAUUGAAUAUUAAUUAUUAUUAAUGAACUGUCAAUACUAGCCUGGCAAAUAAUGAUAUAUCGAUGAGUAAAAAAGUGUUUAUUUGUUUUCAUCGUGUUUUUUGUUGAUAUUUUGUUUGGUUUAUGUUUGUUCAACUGCCAUUUUUCUGUUUAUUGUUUGGAGGGGUUUUCUGAGGAGGAGAAAAAAGAGCAAUGGAUCGUCAGUUUCAAGUUAUCUGUAGUACACUGUUCACCUGGUAAUCAUGGAAACUGCAUGGUACCUUAUGGCACUUAUGUCGAGAAAUUCCAAUAGAACUGGCAACUACUUGGUCUCAAAGGAUCCGUAGUUGUGCUAAGUUUUCAACUGAUCGCUUAAACAACUGCGAGCAAUUUGUGGUUACAAAUAUUAAGUAACUUGUUAUACCACUGUUAUUGGAAACAAAGAAACAAAACACCAAAAAGUCACCAUGUAGUUUCUAUGUAAAUAACAGGUAGGUGGUGUUCUGUAAAAACAUGCUACCAAUCAUUUCUGUGUCCUGUUUUUGAACCUUGUAGUCUUGAUGGCAUGACCUUACAGCUGAUCUGUUAAUAUGGAGACCGACCUCCGUAGGUGCGUUCUGUAUUUCCUUGACGUGUAUUCAUAUUGCCAAAGAUAAACUACUUCAUCAAUUCAUGUAAAUAUCACCUUGUCCAUUACUAUGACGAAAGUAUGUUUGUUUAAUUUUUUUAUUUUAUUUUUCUGAAAGAAAAAAAACCUUACAUAAAGUUUCUGUGCUGUAUCGUCUUCCAGUUGCAAUAAAAAAAAAAACGCAUUGCAAAAAGUUA
This is a messenger RNA of Coregonus clupeaformis (lake whitefish), 5900 nucleotides long. It is a transcript of the gene foxn3, whose product is annotated as forkhead box N3. Gene Ontology annotation, cellular component: nucleus. Bases 242 to 1732 code for a protein of 496 amino acids. The transcript is spliced from 6 exons. Gene Ontology annotation, biological process: regulation of DNA-templated transcription. NCBI's taxonomy places the organism in Eukaryota, Metazoa, Chordata, Actinopteri, Salmoniformes, Salmonidae. The record is from RefSeq and is a predicted model, not a curated record. Gene Ontology annotation, molecular function: DNA-binding transcription factor activity; cis-regulatory region sequence-specific DNA binding.